This is a messenger RNA of Hypoxylon trugodes, 2172 nucleotides long. RefSeq names its product putative GTP cyclohydrolase II. The transcript has 19 exons. Lineage: Eukaryota; Fungi; Ascomycota; Sordariomycetes; Xylariales; Hypoxylaceae. The coding region runs from base 429 to 1985 and encodes 518 amino acids. The record is from RefSeq and is a predicted model, not a curated record. Gene Ontology annotation, molecular function: GTP cyclohydrolase II activity. Gene Ontology annotation, biological process: riboflavin biosynthetic process.
CUGUGGUGUGUACUUCUCUGACCGGUGUGAUUCCAAUUCGUCCCACGGUAGUUGAACCCACGAUACUUAUACCGUCCAAUUGUAGGCCUGAGUACUCAGUACAUUCAUUAAAUGUUAGGCAAUUGCUCCCUCAUACCAGAGCCAAAAGACUACAUACCUAACGUCCCAACCACCAAUAUCAAUUGACCUUACACUUCACUAUUGCGUACCACUUUUCUAUAUCUAUAUCUAUAUCAUCACCUUCAUAUCGCUCACUGAUCGACCGACCUUUCCUCAAGUGCUAUCCUAAUUCAAUCGUGUCAUUAUUAGCAGAAAAUACCUAUUUCAGCAUAAGCCGUAUCUUUUUUACUUAGUGGCUUUAUUUACAGAUAGAACUUCAUAUCCCUUCCGUUUGCAUCUUAGGUUAUCUCUCUAAUCCAGCUGUGAUCAUGGCAAGUCCAGGUUCGGGCGUAAAUGGCGAAGUGAGCAUGGCCGAUGUUCUCGAAGUCGUAAAGGCCAUUCAAGAAAGUCAAGUUAGAUUAACGGCCGAAGUUGAAAAUGCUUCCAAUCGGAUUGAUCGAAUUGCCUCAUAUGUUCGAGCCCCUAGUCCUGAUCUCAGCAAGAUACCUUCUUCUCCUCUUGUUGGAGCCUCGGGUUCCCCCAUCCAGUCUCCUUUAAAUCCCGCCGAGUCCGACGCCGAUAAGGCUUCUCCUUCAACCAAAGAAGUGACCCAGGCGCAAAAGUCGGGGUUCACCUCUCGAAUUAUUCUUACCACGUAUCCUAAACAGAUUGGUAUCAACCCACUUCCUCUUCAUUGGGGUUCGCCAGACCCAGCCGAUCGUGGCCCAGUGGUCGUCUCCCGAUCGUCAUCCACAAUCCGAAGACGUAAUGCUAUUGGAGCACAUGGCGGUUCCUAUUCCAUCUACUUCGCUCUUGCUCUCGCUAGCAAACAACUCAAUGCCAACCAUAGGCCGGAUUUCACCAACACGGAGCCAGCAGCCAACAUUGGUCCAUUUCCCCAAUGGGGCGACAAGAAGAAGAUUGUCGCUAUGGAUCCUUGGGGUCAUUUAGCUCCAUGGCUUUUCGCUGACACCAUAGAAAAAGAGAAUGUCGAUAUUCGACCCACUAUCGCCAUAACCAAGGCUCAUAUGAAGCUUCCGGAGCUCGAAGAGAGUGUCCGAAGUGGUAGGCUUGUUCCCGAUGGGAAAGUCUGUCUAAAUGAGUUAGGAGAGCUUGCUGUCACCAAAUUUGCAGUUGAACCGGUUUGGUAUCUCCCUGGGGUGGCCGAAAGAUUUGGAAUAGACGAGGGUGUCCUUAGACGUUCGCUGUUUGAGCACACUGGUGGUAGUUAUCCAGAACUCAUCACGCGCGGUGAUAUCAAAGUCUUCUUGCCGCCCAUUGGUGGUCUGACAGUUUAUUGCUUCGGGGACCCGGCGAAGAUGUCUGACGAAAAAUGUAGACUAGCCUUACGUAUUCAUGAUGAGUGCAACGGUAGUGAUGUGUUUGGUUCCGACAUCUGUACAUGCAGACCCUAUCUUAUUUUCGGCAUCGAAGAGGCCGUCAGAGAAGCACAGAAUGGCGGCAGCGGCGUGGUCAUCUACUUCAGAAAGGAAGGACGGGCUUUGGGGGAGGUUACCAAGUAUCUUGUAUACAACGCCAGGAAGCGAGGGGAAGACCGCGCGUCGGACUACUUCAAGCGAACCGAGAACAUAGCUGGUGUGAAGGACAUGCGUUUCCAGGCUCUAAUGCCUGAUAUCCUGCAUUGGCUUGGCAUAAAGAAGAUUGACAGGAUGCUGAGUAUGAGCAACAUGAAGUACGAUGCCAUCGUUGGCCAGGGUAUCCCAAUCCACGAACGGGUAGAACUCCCCGAGGACUUGAUCCCCGCAGAUUCGCGCGUCGAGAUAGACGCCAAGAUAACCGCAGGAUACUUUACGACCGGCCACAGGAUGACUUCAGAUGAAUUGAAAGCUGUACAAGGCCGAAUGUGGGAAGACAUUGACCACUAAUAAAAAAAAUACUCCAACUGAGGGAGGCUAGGCCUUGCCGAUGGCCGAUAGAGGAGAAUGGAGGUCAUCAAUAGAAAGAAAGCUACGUAUACGUACUGCUUGAAAACUUGAUCUCGCCUGGAACCCCCGCUUCUGAGCAAUCGCCACGCGUGAGACUAAUGUAUGUACGCCUUCCAAAAGCGCGUCU